AUGUCAUUAUGGAGUUGUGGAGAAGAAAUUGGUAGUGGAGUAGUUGGUGGUAAUCAACAACAACAACAACAGAAACAGAUAGUACCAAUAGCAGCAUUACAACAUGACAAGGAAUCAUUAGGACGGGUUUAUAAAUCGAUCACAUGUUCAUCGACAGCUUCGUUUCUAGUUGAUAAUCGUGGCUUGGUCUAUGCAAUGGGCAGUGGGUUCUUGGGUGUCAAGUCAUCAAGCAGUCAGGUGACAGUCCCCAAACAACUUUCAUUGUUCACGGGCGAGUCGGCAGAGACUAGUUGCCGGGCCGUCUUUUCAAACACGCAUCGUGACAAGAACUUUACAUUCUUUUUGGCCGAUAAUGGUGCACUAUACUCGCUGGGUAAUUCAUCCGACUUUCGUACUGGUGUUGGCACAGAGAUUGACUUGGAGAGUAUUCGUAUGAUGGGUGGCUUUGACUCGGGUGUUGAAAUGGUCGCUGUUGGUGUGUCGCAUGGUAUUGCCAUCACAUCGACCUUUUCAUUCUACGUUUGGGGUCGUCCCCUCGGUUUUGGAGGUCAAGUCUAUCCUACUCCCACCAAAGUUGAUUUGGUCGGGUGUCCCAAUCAUCAACAAGAUCCAGUUGUCCAGAUGGUCGCCGGUGAAGGAUACACCCUACUCCUUACCAAAGACGGUAAAUUGUUUGGGUUUGGAGACUAUGCAUCCACUUGUUUGGGUCCCAACAAGGCCACCAACGAAACCGACAAUGAAAAGAUUGAUUCAAAAAAGAUCGAACUGGUCGAGUUGGAUUGGGGAUUUGGUCCGUUGAAACAAGUUGCCUGUGGCUACAACCAUGCGUUGGCAUUGACAGCCGAUGGACGUGUCUUGUCAUGGGGUAGCAACAAGAAUGGAGCGUUGGGAAUCAACCAAUCACAAUAUGAUUACAUGCAAGUCACACCAACCUAUAUCAACAACCUACCAAAAGUAAUCUACCUUCAUGCCAAUCAUUUCCAAUCAUUUGUAAUUACUGUUAAUGGUGAUGUUUAUAGUUGGGGUUAUAAUGUCAAGGGAAGUUUAGGAACAAAGUUUGUAAUGAAUUAUGUGGAACCUGAAAGAGUAUAUCAAUUGUCACCAAGUGAAACAAAUGGACUAAAGAUUAAUCAGAUAGCAAAUGACGAGGGUAGAAUACCUACACCGCAAGGAACGAUCGAGAUACAUGGUGAUAAGUCAAAGGCAUAUCCAGACCUACCGGACAGUUUUGUAAAUAGUAGUAGUGAUGCCGAACAAGUUGCAUCGGCACAAUUAUGGAGUUCAGGAUCGAUCUUUGCCACUGACAAUGAGCCCGAUGAUAGAAUGACCGUUUUCCGUCCGACCAAGAGCACACAAGGCAAGGGUAGACCAAGUUGUAUGGCUGUUGGAAAUAGAUGCAGUUAUGUGUCGUUCCAAGACGGAUCUAUUUUCGAUUGGGGCAGUGGGUUUGCACUGGGACACGGUGUAGAUGGCGCAUGUAGAGAACCAUCGCGCAUAUACGAUUUGGAUCACGUCAAGGUUGUUCAAAUUGUGGCUUCACCAGAGGAAGAUGUUUGCGUUGUCCUCACAGAGAAUGGAAAGGUGUAUGGAUGGGGAAGAGCAACCAACCAUCUCAACGGAACGGGCUCAGAGAGCGACGUGCACCAUCCUCGUCUACUCGAAGGGUUCAGAUCGCAGGUUGUCAAGGUGUCCAUGUCGCAGACACAUUGUCUGGCCGUCGAUGACGGUGGCAAUAUCUAUGCGUGGGGAUCGGGUAAAGCACUAGGCAACCGUAACCGUUCGUCGUCGGAAAAGGGGCCCAAAAAGAUACAGGACCAGACCUUUUUCGCCAUCGAUGUUGCCGCGGACAUCCAGGCACACGAGAACUUUAUGAAGGGUCUGACCGACGAGGUCAAGUUUUGGACAUUGGUCGACAGUGACAAGGACAUUGACACGUGGUGCGGCCGUGUCAACGAGGUGAAAGACUUUUUGAACCGACCCGAGUCGUACCACUACUCACCCAACGUCGCGCAGUCGAUUCAACACUCGCAAAAGAACAUCCCGGGUGGCGAGCGUGUCAUCAAGGGUUGGGUCAUGUACAGCAUCAAUUUUAAAGACUAUGAAAGCGACCGUAUCGUACUUGUCACGACUGAAGCUAUCCAUCGUGUCAAAUACGACUGGGUCAACCUGGCCGUCAUCCACGACAAAAAGUUCCCCCUUUCUUCCAUCUACAAGGUCAAAGUGGGUCGGUUCACCGACUGGAAGAGCUCCAUCUCUUCGUCACUCCGUUCAAAGGUCUAUGACCAACAAGUAGGCAUUCAGAUUUGGUUUGAAAAUCCCGCCACCUACAAACCACCCUCAUUUAUCCAACCAUUUGCCAAAAACAACAACGUCCCCUACAUUACACUGCGUCCAGCACUCAGCCUCAACUCGACCAACAUUGAAGAGCAGCUCAACAUUUGCUACGAGAUUGGUACGGCCAUUCAAUGUGCUGUUCACAGCCAGCGCAAUGCCAACCGUCCCAUCGAACUACUCCACAAGUUUUCCAGAGAGUCACCCGCCAACAACAAGGAUCUUGCAGCAUUCCCAGUACGUAAAGCCGAUAUUCAAAGAUACCAUGGUAAUGGAUUGUUAUCGUUUGCUCACAACAAAUACUUAAAGAAAACUCAAAAAGGAUUUAUAGAUCCUAGAGUAGUUGAAUCAGUGGAUGAUGGUGAUGAUGAUGGAAUGGUCUCUUUAUCUUUUUAA
Molecule: messenger RNA, 2727 nt
Organism: Cavenderia fasciculata
Lineage: Eukaryota; Evosea; Eumycetozoa; Acytosteliales; Cavenderiaceae
Product: ankyrin repeat-containing protein
Exons: 5
Coding region: 1-2727 (908 amino acids)
Source: RefSeq, a predicted model, not a curated record